Molecule: messenger RNA, 519 nt
Organism: Ostreobium quekettii
Lineage: Eukaryota; Viridiplantae; Chlorophyta; Ulvophyceae; Bryopsidales; Ostreobiaceae
Source: the annotation of a GenBank genome assembly
AUGCACCACUAUGUCAAGCAGUCAACGCUGGCAACAAGCAGUGAAAUUCCAAAGCGUCUCAAUCAACGACUCCAGGAACUUACCGAAAAGGACUCCCUUUUGGGCGAGAGUAGUCGACAUGUGCUGGCCCAGAUUCAGUCCAACGUCUUCUCUGUGGUCGAAGGCCAGUCGACGCUCGAGCGAGGCGUCGAGUCGGAGCCGAGCACCCUGCGGAUGUUUGGGAGGAGGCUCCUGAUGAAAGCCCUUGCGGCGUUAGUCACUGACGUACCUGUGCUGCUUGUUGGGGCGUGCAUCACGUCCCUGGUGCCUCACAGCACCGUCGUGGCGUUCAAGGUGAUGGUUCCGAACAACGAGCGCGUGGACAUCGAGGACUUUGUGGUCAGGGCGCGCUCCGAAUUCCACCGCGACGAAUUCCUCACGCAGUACCGCCCAGAGAUAACGACGUCGUCUCUCAACAUCACGGAACACGUUACGUUUGCGGACGCCGUGAGGACGGCAUCAUCCUCCAGUCUGAGAGAG